Coprinopsis cinerea okayama7#130 is the source of this 811-nucleotide messenger RNA. RefSeq lists its product as hypothetical. The coding region runs from base 135 to 716 and encodes 193 amino acids. Lineage: Eukaryota; Fungi; Basidiomycota; Agaricomycetes; Agaricales; Psathyrellaceae. The transcript has 2 exons. The record is from RefSeq and is a predicted model, not a curated record.
ACCUUUUCAUCACCGCUGGCAGGUGAAAGUUAUCGCUGGUCGAUUAUUCCGCCCCCCUCUCGAAAGUCGUUGACCGACUCAUCAACCCCAAUCAAGCGCUAAGCAACCUUCAGACUCAACACACCGAAGCAACAAUGGCCAUGAUGACCGAAUCCGACAACACCUUCUUCAACGGCAAAGCCGACCCCUUCAUCGCAAUCAAGUACGAAUCGAUGAUCAUGUCCUGCACAUUCUUCCUGUUCCUGGACUCCGUUAUCUCCCUCAUCGCCGGCGGUCUCGCCACGCGCUACUUCACAACGAUGUACAUCGGCGCUCUCGCCGCCCUUCUCAGCAUCCUCUCCACGGGCGUCCUUCUCCUCCUCCACAAAGCCAAAGACGACUGGCGCCAGCACAUAUCGACCAACCUUCUCGACGGCAUCUACGCCCCGUGCUCCAAGAUGAUUUCAAUCUUGGCCAACGUCGUGAUCACCGUGCUGUGGCUUGUCGCCAGCGUGGUCACAAUUUACUACCAUGCUGCGUUGAAGGGGAGGAAGUUCGAUGAUGGAUUGACUGUCGUUCCCCCCAAACAGGGUCCGCUGUCAUCGUGGGGAGAAUUGGCGUUUACCAUUCUGUGCACGUUCUUUGCCUCGACCCUGUUGAUCCUCCAGAUCGUUCAGAGGCGGGCCACAUCGCAGGAGAUGAAGAAGGCCAUUUUGAGUAGGGAACUCGAAUAUUAAAUGACUCGGUUGCCUAAAUCAUCUACACUGUCGGGUAGUUUAGUUGCCGCGCAAAUACAAGAGAAGGGCUCGAAUAUACAUUGCUAUACGGUCCA